Molecule: messenger RNA, 2013 nt
Organism: Oldenlandia corymbosa var. corymbosa
Lineage: Eukaryota; Viridiplantae; Streptophyta; Magnoliopsida; Gentianales; Rubiaceae
Source: the annotation of a GenBank genome assembly
AUGGAUUUGAUAACUGCUGUUCUUGGAGAUACAGCGCAACGACCUCGAGAAGAUUAUGUGGUUGUUACUGCGGUCACCAAACUAGGCAAUGGAAAGCCCAAAUUUUACUCAACGGCUGAAAUUAUAACUUUCUGCUGGCAAUGGCAUUUACCAGCUAAUCGUAUGUGGUUGUUCUCUACCAGGAAAUCAGUGAGAUCUUUAUUCGCUAAAUUUAAUGAACUAUAUGAAGAAGGAACUGCAACUUCAGUUUGUCAGGCACUUGAGGAGCUUGCGAAUUCGGUCAUUCCAGAACAAAAAAAUUACAUAAAUGCACAAGGCGAAGUUUUGGAGGGCCUUGUGAUUCGAACCGUUUUCCUUGUUUAUCAAUGUGUUAGUUGCCUUGAAAUUGAGCAAAUAAAGGCAGUGCUACAGAAUGUUGAUAGCAGUCUUUGCAACUAUCUAGAUUGGUUUGGGACUGAAGGGUCUGAACAACAUUCAAGCGAUCCCGACCCUUCUGUUAUAACCAAAUUUUUGCAAGCACAUCCAGCUGAUAUUUCAAGCUCAAAAUUGCAGAGUGGUCUGGACUUAGGACAGUAUGAUGUAAGAAUGAGGCACAAACCAGGAUUGUGGCCGCUCUAUCGAGGGUUGGUUGUAGAUGCAAACUUAUUUAAGUCAGAUAAGGUAGAAGGUGCUGACAUUUCCAAAAGUGAUCAGCACAUAGAAAGUUUUGACAAUGAUGUUGACCCAGGAUUAGCUGAUGUUGAUACGAAUCUGAUGAUGAAGACGAUGUUUCUUUCUUAUCAGAUACGAUUUUUGAUGAACUGUAGCAGGCCAAUUCUUUUCAAAAAUCCAUCAGCUUACAAGGCUUACAAGGUGUACUAUAUAAGAAAAAUGGAGAAAUGGAAGAUUCCAGAAGCAAAGAGAAGGGAAGCAAGCAAGAUCCUAGAUUACUGGGCAGUAGAAAUAUGCAGGAAAUCAUGCAUCAUACCAAGGUCUCAUCAGAACCUCGAUGAUGCUGAACCUUUUCUAAAGAAAUAUGCAGCGCUUAAUCCAAAGUGGAUGUAUAACUCUAGUGGAUCUACUCCUGCUGACUUUAGUCCAGGAGCUACUCCUCCUUCUGGAUCUACUCCUCCUUCUGGCUCUUCCCAUUCUUCUAACUCUACCAUUUGGUCUCACUCUACUACUGAUUCUAGCACUACUUCUUCUGGUUCUGCUCUUUGGUCUUCUUUUGAGAGCAGUGCUGAUGCAUUAAAAAUCGAUAAAGUAAAAAUCAAAAGUUUAGUGGACAAGGUGGAAGCCACACAAAUGGAGGACUAUAAUAAAGUAAAAUUUGAGAUAUGCUUUCUGAAGAGUUGUUUGGAGAAGUCCACAGAUGGUACAAGUAUAUUGCGUCCAUGUGUGACUUUUUUCCCGUCUGAGAAAAAUUGGGAUUGUGGAUGGAAGAACCUACAAAUGUUAAGUUCUUAUUUGAUGACCCAGCCAGAGGGAAAGCUAUUGUUUGGGGGAGCUAAAUUUGUGCCUGAUGUUGACUCUCUACUGCAAUGGCUUCAGAUUGCAUGGGAUGAAGGUUUUGAUUAUGCCGGAUCCAUAGAAUUUAAAAGGAACAGUAAUGGAGAAAUGAAAAAUUGGAUUGGGGCAGGAGACUGUGCUACAAUAUUCCGGUAUUUUGAUAUUCGUGCAAAACUUUUGUCAUUUGCAGGCAAGGUUGACUGCUUCAUGGAGUGGGUUUGGGAUUAUUUCUCAUACAAGAAUACCAUUAAGGCAGACCCCUAUCAGCACCGAGUUAUUAUUGGCGACAAGGCGCCAUUGUAUUUCCAAGGAGAAGGUCAUUCCAAGAUCAUUAUUGGAGUCGAGGCUCAAUACCAUGAAGGGGUGUGUUCAUACAAUCUACAUAUUUUGGAUCCGGGAGAGGAGACAUAUGCAAAUCCAGCUUUGAUGGGGACUCCCGAAUGGAAAAAUAUGAUCAGAAAAGGGAUGAACAAAUUCAAAGGGUGUCAAUAUCAGGUUGCUCUUAUUCUUGACUUUUCAUCUUGA